Orbicella faveolata is the source of this 2712-nucleotide messenger RNA. RefSeq lists its product as uncharacterized. The record is from RefSeq and is a predicted model, not a curated record. Lineage: Eukaryota; Metazoa; Cnidaria; Anthozoa; Scleractinia; Merulinidae.
GACAGACAACGUGGAGACCCAUAUGGGCAAAUGAUUCAGAGAUAAGCGCUUGCUUUGAUCUUUUUGUCAACUUAGUCAUAACAACGAAUUGUUAUGCAUCGUUUUAAUUGACAAUCAUGGAUUACGGCCAGUUUGGACGACCAGCAGACCCGUGGGACAAGGAGAAAACUUGAUAUCGUGUUUUAUUCUUCGAUUAGUGACGAAACUCAUACCGCGUUUACAAUUACGCGAGAGCAGAAUGAAGUUUCGAGCGGAAUAAGCAAAAUAAUUUCUGGUAUGGGUUACUGGGCAAGUGUUCGGUGACUGUACACUGGCCUCGUUCUUUUUUUCGUGUUUAUUGGGUUUCACGGUUCAUAAACACGCAAAAUAGAACUUGGUCAAUAUCCAGCUAUCUUGACCGAACGAGAAGGGAGGGGGUCAACAAGCUUGGGUGAUAAAGGACUCACUACAUGGCAAAAGGAACAAACUCUUCGGGCUUGCGGGAUAAAGCGGGCAGUCCCGAAAUGGCAGGAUUUCUCCCAUCUUGCCCUCUCGGGUAGCCAAUCACAGCACAGGACAUGUUCAAAGCCGUUUUUUUAACCCCUAAAGGUACAACGAGCACCCCGUCAAUUUUAUAUGAGAGUCCUCCCCCCCCCGGCCCUAAGAGGUAUGGUUUUGAGCAAGAGAAUAUAUUCUCUUAUUUUGAGCGGUUUUGGUCUAAAAUACUUAAUUGUAGGGUACACUGCUUUGUGCCGGCGCCCAGGCACCAGAGCUUAGGUAAAAAGUGUGAACACAGCCUUUAAGAGUAACCAGGGCGAUGAUUAUUCCAUGAGAAACAUGAAAACGCAAGCACAAUUGUCACCAAAAUGCUUUUGCUGGUGGAGUUGCCAAGCUGCACAUCGCUACUAGGUCGCCGAGUAUUUUGGCAAGAAACCUCUGAGGGCGCUAUGCACUGUGGGAAACAUUGAGACAUUACAGAUGCGCAUGAAGGAAGAUGGGACAGUUUUCCCUAUAAGCUUAGCAGGCAGUCACUCUAAUUUUACGUCAAAACAAGGUUGGAGGAGAAUGAUAGUGGACCGGAACUAGAAUGCUUUCAAAGGAUAAAAAAGGCACCCGCAGAAACUUUGUCACCCUCAACUGGUUCUUGUUGAAAGCACGUGGAAUGGCUGUUUUUGUUUUUAUUUUCCUUUCCUUAUGGUCUUACCCUGGGUGUCUUUUAGUCAGAUGUUUCAAAAUUGACGCCUCGUCAACACCUCCAACAUUACCCACAAGCUCAACAGGAUUACCUCAGAUGACCGCUGUCCCUACACCUUUGUUGCACCCUGUUCCACAACCAAAUUCCAUGGUCUCGUUACCAGUCUCAAGUACUACGCUUCAGCCCACGCGGCCAGCCCAGCGACUAGUGUCUAUCUCUUACUCAGCGGAUGUUAAAAUGAUUAGUCCUGCACAUGCGCAAUUGCUUUCAGCGACCACUCUGCCCAUUUUGCGGCCCACAGCACUAACAACAAGCUUUGAGUCAGCCUGCCGUCCUGUUGUGAAAAACGUUUCUGUCUAACUGUCGUGCAAUGAAUUAUAAUUACCCAAUGACUAUUAAAUGAUUAGCCAGAGAACAUUAUGAAUAAUAACAUAUAUCUUAUGUCAUACCUUUUGAUAUUACGACGAAAAUUCGUGUCCACCUAGUUAUUUUUAAUGUUCAUAGAAUGGUAGGAAUUGAAUAAAUCGCGAGAGCUUAACCAGAUCUUGCAUGGCGAUGCAGCUCUUUAUUUCGUUAUUGAUGAACUUUUCAAUCAGGUUGCACUGAAACGCUGAUAAUCUUGUCAGUCUGCGAGAUCUCGUUCACUUUUAAAGAUUGUUGCUGAAAUCACAGCAUAACAGAUCGUGCCUUCUUGCUAAUGAAGAUUCAUGUCUCUGAGUCUGUUAAGAACUGCGUCAGAAAACUCCCGACGUCUUAUAAACGGUCUAGAAAACGGGCUGAUUAUAUGUCUGGAGUGAGAAACUACCGGAGGGUAAUGAUAGAUAUGGUGAGAUAGCCGAGGGGAACUCGCUGCUACUCCCGGGAGAGAGUUUGGGAUAGUAAAAUCCACGAGAUUACGCGUUGUAGCUCGUAAGUAUGAAGGCGAUGAAACAUGAUAGGGUGGAAUAAAAAAUGAAUUGGACUCCCGAUUUUGAUAGCUGAGUAUGUUCUGUUGGUAAGGGUUCAAACUGCUAGGGCCUGCUAGCCGAGUGUUGAACGAUUGCGGCGCAGAUGUAGCUGCCACAGGAGGGUAAUACCGAGGCUGCCACCUUGGUUGGUAAGAGGCGAGACCUCUUGUCCAAUCCACGCUCGCCGGAUUAGUAACAUACGGCACAGGGGCAGCGAAAGGGCUACGCCUUGAAUACUCCUGGAAGUACGUAGGCCACGAAGGCGCGGCUUGGCUGAAUGUUCGAUAACUUGCAUGAACUGGGGGUCGAUACUGAUGGUGAUAAUGUCGAUAAUGCGAAUGUCUUGGGUGAUGGCGAUAUUGAGUGGAAUAGCUUGGUUCGAACUCAUCGUCGUCUUGUGGAACGUCAUGUGACCUCCAUCUUUCUCUAUCUGCAAGACAGGAGCAAACCGAUUUUUGAUUUCGAUGCCCCUUCUACAUUUGAGGAUCUGUAUACAUAGCAUAGGGGUUAUAACAACUACAUACCAGCCGAUCAAAAAUACGGACCGGCUCGAGCAUGUUACGAUGGUAAAGGCGGCAAAAUACGAGAUAC